Molecule: messenger RNA, 1224 nt
Organism: Pieris macdunnoughi
Lineage: Eukaryota; Metazoa; Arthropoda; Insecta; Lepidoptera; Pieridae
Source: the annotation of a GenBank genome assembly
AUGCUUGUGGGAGAGCAGUCGCCGGCGCCGCGGGUGGUGGCCGGUUUGCGAAAAUUACGGCCAGAAUUGACACCAGGACCAAUACCUUCUCCGGCAGAUCCUAACCUUAGGAUAUCAGGUGUUCUCAGACAGUAUUACAAUGACGAUGACGUUUCCUGGGCCUGGGUUCGGUGUGCAGUACGUAGCGGGUGUCUGUUAGCCUAUAGAGAUGGUACAAUACCCAGGCGACCUGCCGCGAGGCUGCCCCUCAGACAUUUGCACCUUCGGUGUGCCCCAAAUCUGCUCAACGCUUUCCAGCUCUCUAGACUUCGGGAUGACGCCACCGUCGCCACAUUUCAGGCUUGCAAUGCGACGGAAUACGCCCGGUGGGUGCGAGCGCUGUGCGUUGAAAUACUUGGACAGACGCCACUACCCCAAGUUAGGUUCCUCGAUGUCUUGCCAGCGGCUGACACGAACCAUUCUUACCGCAAACCAAAGACCACGCUGCAAGAAACGCCAAUGUGUCCUCCCAGACCACCCCCCAGAGCGAGACGGAGAUUAAUAACUAUGUCCGAAACUCAUUUACCUCGAAGGGAUCAUUCACCUGCUGCGACGGAUGAGGGCAUCGUCGUAGAAGACGACGAUUACGACUCAUCGUCUGAUCGCAGCCUCGACCUAUCGCUGUCUCUUGAUGGACUAAAAACUAUAGAUGUCGUUGACGCACCACUAAAAACCGAAAUAAAAUGUGACAAUUGCAGUAAACUUAGCAAAAGUCCUCGUCACACACUUCCCAGAGCAAGGUCGACUGAUACAGAAUUAGGACGACACCGAUAUCUAAAACGCUGGGAGGGCACGACCGGUGGGGCAGAAAGGGGGAGGUAUGCUAUGGAAAUGGCUAGGCGGAAGACGGCAUCGCUAGAGAACCGUGCAAGAUCGUGCUCACCAAAUUCUCAUGAAAUAGUAUCAAAAUAUGUCCCGGUGAGAGAGAGGCGGGCGUUGUUCGAGUCAUUGUCACAGACUGGGGGCAGCUUGGCGCGGAGUAGUGAGCAGCUGGCUCGGCCAGUGCCUGUGACUGAGACUCCUCGGCGGGCCGCAUCAUUACAUGACCUUCAGGCUCCUCCGACGAGGUCAGUGAGUGACUUGAGGCAAUUCUUCGAGGCGGUGGCGCGCGGCGCGGGUUGCUCCGAUGCGCGUUUUAGCGCCAAUCCCGUGCCGCGCGCCUUCGUAUCGCUCACGUGCGCUUGA